Molecule: messenger RNA, 5006 nt
Organism: Cyprinus carpio (common carp)
Lineage: Eukaryota; Metazoa; Chordata; Actinopteri; Cypriniformes; Cyprinidae
Gene: kdm2bb
Product: lysine demethylase 2B b
Biological process (GO): regulation of transcription by RNA polymerase II; protein demethylation
Molecular function (GO): histone demethylase activity; DNA binding; protein binding
Source: RefSeq, a predicted model, not a curated record
CUGUGUGUUUAAAAAAAACACACACCAACCAUUCCGAUAAUUACUCAGGAAAAAAAUCGGAUGUUGUUUUAACCCAUCAUUAACACGAUCCGCGUGACGUUCCUGCAAUGUUUUGAUUCUGUUGACCGUGACGUCACGGUGCACUACACAAAAAUGGUUCCUACUUAGUUUUCCAUACAGGCAAUCAAAGUGUGCACAACUUUACGCGUUAAAUAUGGUCCAAAUAAAUCGCUGAGGGAAUUAACGCGGUCGAAAGGCUCGGACAUGGAGGCGUGUGCGGAAUCCGGACGCAAACUGCGCUCGAUCUGCAGAAGGAUGUACGAUGAGAACGAGGACUUGUCAGAUGUGGAGGAAAUCACAAACAUCAGGGGCUUCAGCGUGGAGGACAAACUUGAGAGCAAUUCAUACAACAGCGAAUUUGUUCAGUUUAUGGAGGGAAAAGAUUUUACUUAUGAAUAUGUUCAGAGAGAGGCACUGCGAACUCCGCUCGUAUUUAAAGCCAAAGAUGGACUGGGAAUUAGGAUGCCGGAUCCAGAAUUUACUGUAAGUGAAAUCAAGGGUUUGGUUGGCAGCAGGCGGGCUGUUGACGUGAUGGAUGUUAGCACACAGAAGGGCUCAGAGAUGAGCAUGGCUCAGUUUGUCCGCUACUAUGAGACGCCUGAGGAUGAACGUGACAAGCUGCUCAACGUCAUCAGCCUGGAGUUCAGUCACACCAAACUGGAGAAUUUGAUCAAGAGACCCACUGUGGUGGAUCUGGUGGAUUGGGUGGACAAUAUGUGGCCGCGGCAUCUUAAACAGAAACAAACCGAAGCCACAAAUGUCAUGUCUGAGAUGAAAUAUCCCAAAGUUCAAAGAUACUGUCUGAUGAGUGUAAAAGGCUGUUUCACUGACUUCCACAUCGACUUUGGCGGCACAUCAGUAUGGUACCAUGUCUUCAAAGGAAGAAAGGUCUUCUGGCUGAUUCCUCCAAGCCCACACAAUCUGUCUCUGUAUGAGGACUGGGUGCUGUCAGGCAAACAGAGUGAUAUCUUCCUGGGUGACCGUUCAGACGGCUGCCAGCGAGUAGAGCUGAAACAGGGCUACACGUUCUUCAUCCCUUCAGGUUGGAUCCAUGCCGUCUACACUCCAGAAGACACCCUGGUGUUUGGUGGGAAUAUUUUACACAGUUUUAACAUUCCCAUGCAACUCACUGUCUACGAAAUUGAGAACAGAACAAAGGUGCACUCCAAAUUCCGCUACCCUUUCUUCUAUGAGAUGUGCUGGUAUGUGUUGGAGAGGUACGUGAACUGCUUGACCAGACGUUCGCACCUCAGCCUGGACUUCCGCGUUCACGCUGCUGAACCCAAGCUUGUAACUGAGAGUCUUGUCUCUGCUCCUCGGCUUGACAUGGAGGAGGACUCGUGUGAGACACGGUUAGAGAGGACAGAGGGGACGACCCAGCCCUCCUCCACUGUCCCUCCCUAUCAGACCUUUAAAUCCCCGGCCGAUGAUUCUGAAGACAGCUUCAAGUCCCUGCCUUCAGAGUGUCCCAAGACUCCGUCUGGCUCGCCUGGAAUGGAACAUUCCGGCAAAUGGACCCACUUGACAGAGUUUGAGAUAAAUGGACUCAAGGCCUUGGUGGAGAAGCUGGAAUCCCUUCCGGAGACAAAGAAAUGCGUUCCAGAGGGCAUCGAGGAUCCACAAGCACUGCUAGAUGAUGUGAAGGUUGUGUUAAAGGAACAUGCAGAUGACAAUCCAAAGUUGGCCAUCACUGGUUCUCCUAUUGUAUGCUGGCCGAAGAAGACAGGCAAGCCACGGCCGUUUAAUCGGCCAAAAACAAAGAUGGGCUCAUCUCCAUCGGCUGCUCCAGGCUCGACAGCAGGAGGAGUGAAGCUCUCGUCCAGUCGCGGUUCAUCUAGUGCCCGGCGCAGACGGACACGCUGCAGGAAGUGCGAGGCAUGUACGCGCAAAGAGUGUGGCGAGUGCCACUUCUGCAAAGACAUGAAGAAGUUUGGUGGACCAGGCCGCAUGAAGCAGUCCUGUAUCAUGAGACAGUGCAUAGCGCCUGUUCUGCCUCACACUGCUGUGUGUCUGGUUUGCGGAGAGGCUGGGAAAGAAGACACAGUAGAGAAUGAGGAGGACAAGUUCAACAUGAUGCUUAUGGAGUGCUCUGUCUGCAACGAAAUCAUCCAUCCUGGAUGCUUGAAGGAGAAGGAUUCUGGCGGUGUUGUAAAUGAUGAGUUGCCAAAUUGCUGGGAGUGUCCGAAAUGCAAUCAUGCUGGAAAGACUGGGAAACAAAAAAGAGGCCCAGGGUUUAAGUACGCCUCUAAUCUCCCUGGCUCUAUGCUCAAAGACCAGAGAAUGAACAGGGAUGUAAAGGAAGAGCCAGAAUCUAACAUGUCUACAGAGUCCUACACCUCUACUGUUUCACCUGUUAUGAAGAAGAAGACAGAACGAGAGGACAAUCCUACCUGCAAGUCAGAAGAUGCCUUUAAGAAACGUUCUCCCAAAUUGGAGGACAACCCACUCCGCAAGAAGAGAAAACUCUUUAAAAACGACUCAGACUCAGAUUCCAAUGUCAAGAAAAAGAAGAAGCGCUCAAAGCCUGAAGAUCUCUCAACUUCUAAUGUCCUGGGACAGAUAAAGACAGAAAGAGAGGAUGAUGAGGAGUAUGAUGAGGAUAACAGACAAGAAUCGGAGAGGAGAGCUUUCAGCUUUGUGCCCUCAGAAGAAGAGGAUGGAGAUGACGAAGAGGAGGAAGAAGAAGAGGAGACAAUGAAGGAGAAGAGUAGCCGAGAGGAGAAUGGGAAGCUUGUGCACAAGACCUCAAAUGCAUUGGAAGGCGACCAAUCACAGGGCGGUUUUACCCAGGCAGGGCCCAGCAGCGACUCGGGGGUUGAUACACAGUUGAGGAGCCAGCGAAAAACCAAACGCAAACCUCGUCUGCCCAACAAAGAACUGAGCAAAGAACUAAGCAAACAACUUAAUCAGGAGAUUCAGAAGACAGAGGAUUGUCUGGCUCAUCAGAAUGGCAGGGCGGUGAAGACAGAACCAGAUAGUGAUGGAGAAGACAGAAAACCACUGAGGAAUGGCAGCAGCCAUCUGAGAGACUGGCUGGGACCUAAGCGGGAACUAAACGGAUCCUUGCGAGAACAGGUCCCGGUUAACUGGAUCAGGACUACACCUACCCCUGUCAUUCGCCCAACACCUUGCCGCUCUCCACCGAAAUGUGUUCAGAUGGAGCGUCACGUAAUUCGCCCCCCUCCGAUCAGCCCCCCUCCGGAUGGGCUGCCCCUAGAUGACGGGAAGAAUCACGUCAUGCGGAGAGAGGUGUGGAUGGCAGUGUUCAGCCACCUCACACACCAAGACCUCUGUGUCUGCAUGCGGGUCUGCAAGACCUGGAACAGAUGGUGUUGUGAUAAAAGACUGUGGACCAAGAUCGAUCUGAACCGGUGCAAGUCAAUCACUCCACUAAUGCUGAGUGGCAUUAUCCGCAGACAACCGGUCUCCCUGGACCUGAGUUGGACCAACAUCUCUAAGAAGCAGCUCAGCUGGCUAAUCAACAGAUUACCUGGUCUGAGGAUUCUGUUGCUGGCAGGCUGUUCGUGGGCAGCUGUAUCAGCUUUAUGCACAUCCAGCUGUCCUUUGCUAAGAACUUUAGAUGUGCAGUGGGUAGAGGGACUCAACGACAACCAGAUAAGAGACUUGCUCUCCCCGCCGACAGACAACAGGCCAGGUCAGUUGGACAGCAGAAGUAAACUAAGAAACGUGGAGAAUCUCUAUCUAGCUGGACUGGACAUCACAGAUACGUCCCUGAAGCUGAUCAUAAAACAUAUACCUUCACUGUCCCAAUUGGACCUUAGUUACUGUAACCACAUCACCGACCAGAGUGUGAAUAUCCUCACGGCAGCCGGCACCACGACCAGAGACUCUCUUACUCACAUCAACCUUUCAGUUUGUAACAAAGUUACAGACCUGUCGUUGACCUACUUCAAGCGCUGCGGAAACAUUUGUCACAUCGACCUGCGGUACUGCAAACAGGUGACCAAAGAGGGUUGUGAGCAGUUCAUCGCAGAGAUGUCCGUCAGCGUGCAGUUCAGACUGAUCGAGGAAAAACUACUGCGCAAACUGAGCUAGUCAACAAAGACACUGACAAUAACUUGACCUAGAACCCAGGGAACAAACAAUUUCGCCCUCCAUUUUCUACACUUUUCAAACACAGGAUGUGUGGAGCCUAACACACUCAAUAGAAAACCAGCAGAGAGAAAAAUGGCAUAUUGCUAAACGACACACUCCAAGCAAAUGCCUGAACUCAUCAACACCAGAGCUCACAAGUGAAGAAAUGUAUUCAUCUCUGGUGGCAAAUUCAGCCUUUCAAUCUGUUUAUUGUUUCCAAUUUGUUUAUGUUGUGCUUCUAAGGCAAACUUUUAUUGGUUUUUACGUUUACAAGGCACAGCUAGCAGAGCGUGCCAAUGUUAAAAUGCUGUUGAAUGGCAUGUUUAUUCAUAUCUUUUGCAUAAAUGUUAUAUAUAUAUAUAUAUAUAAAAAAAGGUUUUAAAGUCACACAGUGCUGUGUUGCAGUGACAAAACCGACUGUUAUUUUCUUUCUCGGAAAAGAAAAAUUCAAAAUGCAUGUGCUUUUUUCGUUACCAUGCAAACGUUAAGCGUCAUGCAGUGUUAAUUUUUGUAUCAGAAGGGAUUUCACAUUUUAUGUGCAGUAUUACAUGCACUCAUAAAUAUAUAUAUAUAGACUUUAUUGACAGUAUUUAGUCAGUACAAAGUUUAUUUUUUUUCUACACAGUAGGAAGUUAAGCAGAUCCCAUCUAUACUAGCUAUAGUAACUGUGCAGAUGUUUUUGUAAUGUUAAUUUAAGAUGUAACGUCUUCUAAUGUUAUAAGAUGUUCUUAAGGUACAUUCUUUUUUUCCAUAGGACUAUUACUUACCUGGGCUUCUUUAAUAUGUAUAUAUCUGGGGAAAAACGUAUUUGCACUGUUUGAACUGAAUAAAUACUGAUAUUUUUUCCAGUA